Molecule: messenger RNA, 3358 nt
Organism: Zeugodacus cucurbitae (melon fly)
Lineage: Eukaryota; Metazoa; Arthropoda; Insecta; Diptera; Tephritidae
Exons: 10
Coding region: 2010-3215 (401 amino acids)
Source: RefSeq, a predicted model, not a curated record
GCUAGCACCGUAUGAUUUUAGCUUCGUGCGAAUGCCUAUGCAUAUUCUAGCGUGUUGCAAAUAGCGUACGUACACGAAAUACCAAAGUAGUGUACGUUAUUUUGUGCUGGUGGGCAAUGGGGGUGAAGUGAUGCUGCUUCUUUGGCCAGUUCGUGUGUGCUCGCUUCUUGCGACGGCUGGGCAUGCAAAUUGCAGUUAGUUGUGCUGAUAACGCGUAACGAAUUACAUCUUCGCGUUAGCAGAAUUAUGUUAUGUAUAUAAAGUGUGAAAUUUCGUUCGACGAAAAUCGGGAAUAAAUUAAAAACUUGAACAAAAAGUGAAAAUUUACAUUUGAAUUAAUUAUUGGAUAUUGAUGGUAUUGAAGAUUAUGAAUUUAUAAAAUUUAUGCAGUGUGAUAAUUGUGCCGUCGGUGGUUUCAUAUCGUGAUCGGCUUACACAUUGGGUUGUUGCUUUUUUUCUCGUUUAUUCUUUUGCAAUUCGCUGCAUCGCCCGUGGGAUGGUUGCUCGCCGCUGCACUUGUAAUUGGAAUCUCAAUGUGAUGUUGGACGACUACAUCGUCAGUGUGCAUGCAUGAACUCAUAUCAGACCGACAUAAACUAUUUGACACUUAGCGUGGCAUAUAAUUUCACAAUGUUAAGAGAGCUGAGUUCUGCUAAGAGAUAUUUCUUUGGAUGAGGCAUUUCGACUAAAUGGAGAGAGUGGAGAACAAAUGCUUUAACAGGUAUGCAACAAAGUUUUUAAGUGUGCCAGCAGCUUGCCUUCGUUAACCUAGUUUUUGCAACAGUUGCGCUGCUGUGUAAAAAUACAACAACUAUAACAUAAAUAGCAAACACACACGCGCCCGAAGCCUCAAUAUUGUGUUGCUAAAAACAAAACGCUUCAAAUGCUGCGGCUCGUUGCUUUCAGGGAGUUCAAGUGAAUGCCGCAACAACGACGCUCUUACCCACGCAAGCAACCACACAUACACAUGUGCACAUUUACAACAGAAUCAAAAAAAUUCAAUUCAAACGAAAGUGCAAGUCGGGCCGCUGUAUGCAACGCAGGGAGCGGUGUUGCAGGCGAUCACCCUACUUCCACUUGAUAUCAACACGUAAAAAACAACAUAAACACAAAUCCGUUGUGGCGCUGCACCGAAAUUGCAUUGAAAAUUACAAAAAUUCGACAGUGUCUAACAAAGAGAAUUAAUCGAGGAGAAAAAAAUCCGGUUUCCAAUGCAGAAAGCGGCAGGAAACGUAAAAUCGAGAUUAACACUUAAAAGGAAUAGCUAGCACGUUGAAAGAACCAAAAAAUUGAAAAGGCUUCGGGAGCCAGAAAUGCACCUUAGCAAAGCAAAACGGCAACACAGAGUAGAGCAAGAAUAAAUACAACUCAGUCAAGUGAGAUUUUUUCACAGCAAAAAGUCAAUAAUAUAAGCACAUAGCUAAGCGAUAGUAACGGUUGUUUUAUCUAAAAGAAAAUAGAAUCGAAUGGCAUAUAAAGCGUACGACAUUGAAGUCAGUGAAAUGUGAAAGAGCCACUGACGUCAGUAGGCAGCACCAACUAUAAGAACAACAAAAAAAAAGCGCAAUCUGGAAGUGUAGCAAAUGCGGUUGCAAUGGAUUCAGUGCAAAACUAGUUCUAAAGCACUGUGACAGCACGUCACAACUCCGUUGUAAUAGAAAAAGUUUCGAAGCAAUCUUCUACAUUUUGAAAUUUUCUGCAGGUUUCUUCGCAACAAAGUGUAGAAUACUCGUACAUAUUUGUUUCAGUUUUCAAAGUGAAAAUUGAAAAGGGAGUAUCUGUACAAGCAAACCAAUGCGAAUUAGCAGAAAGAGAAAUCGAGAAUAGGAGUUUAUGGAAUUGACAGCUAAUGUUUUACGGUGCGUGCUCUUAUUUACUUGUGGCCACAAAGCGUAAAAUUGGCCUAUCAUUCGAUGCAUUGCAAGGACUAGCGACGUAAAGCGCUGUUACUUGCUGUUUUUGCUUUUGAAAAGUGUAAAUAUUGAAAAAAAACUCUUAAAUCGAUUAUUAUGGAAGUGACUAAAGUUUAUAAACCGUGCGUUCGGGGUCUCCAAAUGUCAAGGAGCAGUGCAACAUUGCAAUCAACAUGGCGUAAUUUGUUGCUGCUUGUCGGAAUAUUCUUCUUCAUACCAGACACCAGCACGGCGUUGAGCAAUGUGAGCGUGUCCAUACCGUCAGCCGUUAAACGUGGCGAUAACGCCAUCUUAAUCUGCAAUUACAACCUGGAAUAUGACAAUCUAUAUACAGUUAAAUGGUAUCGUGGACGUCGAGAGUUUUAUCGCUACACGCCGAAGGAGAAUCCAGCGUUGAAGAUAUUUCCGGCGAGUGGCGGAUAUACGGUUGACUUGGCCGAAUCGAACGCCACACAUGUUUUUAUCAGAAAUCCCACGUCUGGCAAAUAUACUUGCGAGGUUUCAGCCGACGCGCCAGCUUUCGACACAUUUUUUGUGUCUGGCGAAAUGGAAGUUGUAGAAUUACCGACACAACGUCCGGUUAUAACAGGGGUUCAUUCUCGUUAUCGACUCGGUGACAACAUCAAUGGCAACUGUUCAUCCGACUUCUCAAAACCGGCGGCAAAUCUAACUUGGUGGAUCAAUGAUAUGCAGGUGCCACCACAUUCAGUACGAAAAUUCGGCAUUCAACGUCAUUUUACGGAGAAUUUGGAAUCGGCGAUAGUGGAAAUAAAUUUUUUGGCCACAUUGCAACAUUUCAUCAAGGGACGCCUAAAGUUAAAAUGCUCUGCUCGCAUUUACGAUAUUUAUGUGCAGGAAGCUGAGAAGCUUAUCGAGGAAGAUCGUCCGCGCAUCUUGGCCUCGGGCCGUUCGCCAGAGCUGAAUAUGUAUCCAUUUGAUCACUUAUCGGAUACAGAAGGUUUCGAUGAGCAUAAUGAACUGUACUUGACACAUUAUAACAAUCAUCCCUCAGCAGGAACGGGUAGAAUGAAGAUUCCAUGUGAGUCGCAGCUUCUCAAAGUGGUCGUUGCCUCUCUGCUUAUCACCGCAGUCAAUAGCCUUUUCAAACCCACAAUUGAAGCGAUUGUUCAUGCAGCUGAAGGAAGUUAUUUGCAGAUUACAAGAACAAGCGCCGAGAAUGCCACCGAAAACCAAAUUGGUUUGCAGCACUGCCAAAAAAGCACAGCAGAAAUGCAUUUAAAAAUGAAAUGUGUCAAACAGAGUGAAGCAACACUGCGGCGAAUGGCGCUUAAAACGCGGUGAUAAGUGACAGUAAAAGCAUGAAAAAUAUUAGUUACAAAUAUACAUAAGCAACGAUAAAAAAUAUAUUUAAUAACUUAAACGAAAAGUAAGAAAGUAUUAUUACUAAUAUAAGAAAAACUUAAAAUAAGCUAAUUAAACAAACA